UUUUUGCUUCUGUUCAGUGGUUUAAUAUCAUCUUAUAGCAUCUAUAGCUACAUAUGUUAUACAAUUUUUUUUUUCUCAUUGUCUAGCAAUUCCAGUAUUAGAGGACAAGGGAAAGUUAUGUUUCGCCAAGCACAACUUAAUCGAGUUAAAUUACAGACAGUGUUUAAGCGACUUGCAUCUUUUGUGCCAGUAGAGUUCAACACAAGUCUUAAGCAACAUGGUUCACGCAUCAAUGGUCGGAAGUUUCUGCCAGGCUCUUCUCAUAAAGAUAUGCCAGAAUUUUUAAGCUACAGACACAACCCAAACCUAAAAGCUGUUCACUUCAAAGGUGACAAAAGUAAAGUUGCUACCGCAGUACGAGAAUACAUAGACGCUAAUCUGCAAAGCAGCAGCGCGAUAUUAUUUAAAGGUCUUCCAAUCGAGAACGAACACGACUUUAAUCGAAUAGUUAAAGGCACAGGUUUUAAAAUGAUGCCAUACGUAGGUGGUAUCGCCAGCAGGGAUACCUUAGUUGAUAAAGUGUAUGAAGCAAGUAACGAACCCAAGGAAAUUAGUAUUGAUUUGCAUAAUGAGAUGUCGUACGUCAAAUGGUUCCCCAAAAAGAUAAUGUUCUGCUGCAUCACCCCUUCAGCAAUUGAUGGAGAAACUCCGAUUUGUUUCAACAGGGAAUUAUUGAGAGAGCUUGAUCCAAUAUUUGUCAAAAAGGUGGAUGAAAAAAAAAUCCGAUAUAUUAGGAAUUAUGGAACUCGUGAGAAUUCGGAUUAUAUGUCAUGGCAGUCAAUAUUUGAGACUGAUUCAAAAGAGUGUGCAGAAGAAGUUCUGAAGUCUUUAAACAGCGAAUGGAAAUGGCAUUCAGAUGGUACCUUAACAAGUUGGCAUAUUGGUGAUGCUUUUAUAACACAUCCAGAAACAAAUGAAAAAAUCUGGUUCAAUCAAAUACCAGCAAUGCACAAUUCGUUUUAUUUUAAUCAUCCAGAUUUUUAUGAUCAACCUGAAUUAAAAACAGAAGAAUUGCCUUUUCAUAUGACUUAUGGUGAUGGUGAAGAAAUGGAGUUGGGGUUUAUACAACAGCAUCGAAUUGCUCAAUGGAAAUUAGCUGUCGGAAUUCAGUGGGAAAAGGGAGAUUUGAUAGUUCUGGAUGAUUUGUUAGUGCAACAUGGACGAAUGAGUUAUCAAGGAGCGAGAAAACUAGUGGUUGGUUUAAUUGAUGAGUGAUUUUUUUUGUAAUAUAAAUUCAAAUUAUUUUUAAUGCUUUGAAAGUAAAGAGACUUUUGGUUGCAGUAUCUUAAUAAUGUAAAAAAAUAAUAUCAUGUUUCUAAAAGUUACUUUUUUGCUUUUGAUGUUGUGCAUUGCAUUUUCUGAAAAUUUUUAGCGAAAGUAAUUCUGAUGUGUCGGUAAGAAAUAUCUAAUUAUUUUAUAUCGUUAUAUUAUAUUGUAUAUUAUAUUGUGUAUUUUUUGUAAUAUAAAUAUUUCUAAUGAUUGUCCUCACCAAUGGGUUAUUUGCACAAGUUCUUCUUUAACCAUCACUUGAAACACUCAUAACUGUUAUUUUAUCGGUAAGCAUAAUAACAUGUUUCUUUCCGCGACAAACUGGCAACAAAGUUAUCUGCGAAAUGCAGAACCAUAUGUUUGAAUGAAAAUGAGCACGAUUAAAAUUAUAGAAUGUAAAAAGACACUGAAUUUUUUUCUUCAACUUUUAUAAUAUAGCCAACUAUAGCCAACCGUAGCCAACUAUUUUUUAACUAUUAUCCAGCUAUAGCCAAUUUUCGCCAACUAUAGCCAACUAUAGCUAACUAUAGCCAACUAUAGCUAACUAAAGCCAAUUAUAACCAACUAUAGCUACCUGUAGCCAACUAUAGCCAACUAUAGCAAACUGUAGUCAACUAUAGCUAACCGCAGCCAACUAUUAUCCAACUAUAGCCAACUAUAAUCAGCCGUAGCCAUCUAUUAACCAACUAACUAUGCUAACUAUUUCAGCAAAAAAGUAGAGCAUUUCUUCCUUCCUCUUUCUUUCAAAACCGGGCCUGUUCAACAUCGUAGGAAAAAAACGACACUUGCCAAUCAAUGCAAAUAAAUAGUUUUUGGGAAAGUGAGUGCAGGGUAAUAAAGACUAUACGAGUAACUACGCCGAGGGGAACACGCAUGAGAGCUGUCUUUAUAUUAUAAAUGCACGAGUAGGAUCAUUUCCCCCGAGAAUAAGCCAAACAUACAUUCCUACAACUUGUGUGAAAAAUAAACUUGAUUGAUACAUUAUUCAUAAGUGUUUGAAAAAAAGACUGUUGUAUUAUGCGGGUAAAUCAUUUAAAACUUAAAAUUGCGAAACAACAUGUUUUUGAAAAUCCCUGUCCUGUCCUGUCUUCUUCUGACAAAUUAUGUCAUAACUUAGUGACAAUUAUAUGUUUUUUAUCACAUAACAUUUAGUUCUUAGUAGAAUAAUCAAGCGAUACAAGCCAAAUGUUUUUUUUAUA
Molecule: messenger RNA, 2468 nt
Organism: Hydractinia symbiolongicarpus
Lineage: Eukaryota; Metazoa; Cnidaria; Hydrozoa; Anthoathecata; Hydractiniidae
Exons: 3
Coding region: 118-1215 (365 amino acids)
Molecular function (GO): oxidoreductase activity
Source: RefSeq, a predicted model, not a curated record